Anoplophora glabripennis (Asian longhorned beetle) is the source of this 834-nucleotide messenger RNA. Its product is annotated as gamma-aminobutyric acid receptor-associated protein. NCBI's taxonomy places the organism in Eukaryota, Metazoa, Arthropoda, Insecta, Coleoptera, Cerambycidae. Gene Ontology annotation, biological process: autophagy of mitochondrion; autophagosome assembly; cellular response to nitrogen starvation. The record is from RefSeq and is a predicted model, not a curated record. The transcript has 3 exons. Gene Ontology annotation, molecular function: GABA receptor binding; ubiquitin protein ligase binding. Gene Ontology annotation, cellular component: cytosol; autophagosome membrane; autophagosome. Bases 133 to 495 code for a protein of 120 amino acids.
CGUACCACGUACUUUGUAGUGACCCAUCAUCGAAUCGAUUGUUUUGUUUCACAACAAGCAAAAAGAAUCUAGGGUUCGUUUCACAGUGUAUUAUUAAACAUUAAUUGUUAAAUUUCGGUGAUUUUAAUUAUAAUGAAGUUUCAAUAUAAGGAGGAGCAUCCAUUUGAAAAGAGGAAAUCCGAAGGAGAAAAAAUCAGAAGGAAAUAUCCUGACAGGGUACCUGUAAUCGUUGAAAAGGCACCGAAAGCUCGCAUUGGAGAUGUUGACAAGAAAAAGUAUUUGGUCCCAUCUGAUUUGACAGUGGGACAGUUUUAUUUUUUGAUCAGAAAGAGGAUCCAUUUGAGGCCUGAAGAUGCAUUAUUUUUCUUUGUAAAUAAUGUUAUUCCUCCCUCAUCCGCGACAAUGGGAUCUUUAUAUCAGGAGCAUCACGAAGAAGACUUCUUUUUGUAUAUUGCCUAUUCCGAUGAAAAUGUGUAUGGAGCUGAUAAAUUGUAAAGUAAUAAUUUAGCAUGAUUAUUACCUUAAUGUAACAAUACAAUACACAGAAAUAAUUUUCAGUUGUUUCUUUUUUUUAAUGAUUUGUGUAUAUUUUAAGUGAUAACUACAUAUAUGACGUUAAAACAGUGUUUAGUUUUUGGGUUUCAAUUAAGGGUACUUUAAUAAAAUAAUAUAUGUGCACAUAUAAGUGAUAAGCUAAAAUUAGUUUCAUUAACGGUUUUUAAGCUUGCAUCAAAGAUGUUGCUUUAAUUUUUGAUGGAAACGUUUAAAAACGGAUUUAGCAAUUAGAUGUAAAAAAGUAUUUAAUGUGAUAAAAAAUAUAUAACUAAAAAUCCA